AUGAAGAGAGAGCUCCUUCAUCUCGACAUCAACUCCCAGACUGGAAGCAACAUGCCGCUUGCUUCGAUGCGAAUUGGUACCAUAAUCCACAACAUUGAGAUGCGGCCGGGCCAAGGUGGGAAGCUGGUUCGAGCUGCAGGGACGAGUGCCAAAAUCAUGAAGGAGCCAACAGCCGAAAUCUGUGUGAUAAAACUGCCUUCUGGUGCUGAGAAGAUCAUCGAUGCUCGAUGCAGGGCGACGGUUGGGGUGGUGUCCAAUGCCAGCCAUGGGGCGAAGAAGCUUACAAAGGCAGGGCACAGCAGGUGGUUAGGGAGAAGGCCAGUUGUUCGAGGAGUGGCCAUGAAUCCGGUGGAUCAUCCCCACGGCGGUGGAGAAGGUAGGAGCAAAAGUAGUGGCUCUUUCGGUAGAGUGUCGCAGACUCCAUGGGGUAAGCCGACUAAAUCUGGGUACAAGACUGGUCCACUCAAGCGCAAAAAGUAG
This is a messenger RNA of Linum trigynum, 480 nucleotides long. The record is from the annotation of a GenBank genome assembly. NCBI's taxonomy places the organism in Eukaryota, Viridiplantae, Streptophyta, Magnoliopsida, Malpighiales, Linaceae.